AUGUGCGAAACAAAAUUAAAGUUACAAGUAGUUUUAAUAGUUUUAUGUGUAGCGUUAAAAGGGCUUCAGGCUGUUGAUGAUUCACUAUUAUUCACGGUGACGCGAGCACCUCGGUACUUCGGCAUCCUUCAGGAUCACAGAGGGCAGCCUUUGUCCGUGGAAGUAUCAGAAGAAUAUAUGGACCAAGACUACAUCGCCACUAAUAGGAAGCGGCACAAAAUCGAUUGGAACAAGAAUCCUUUGGACAUGGACGAUUUCGAUGAUGAUGACACCGAGGAGGUAUUCGAUGAUAAAGACAAAGAUGUUAAAGUGCCCAACAAAUAUAACUUACAAGCCGGUCCCGUAUAACUUGUGUGUACUUGAAGUGAUAGA
This is a messenger RNA of Helicoverpa zea (corn earworm), 372 nucleotides long. RefSeq lists its product as uncharacterized. Lineage: Eukaryota; Metazoa; Arthropoda; Insecta; Lepidoptera; Noctuidae. The coding region runs from base 1 to 348 and encodes 115 amino acids. The transcript is spliced from 4 exons. The record is from RefSeq and is a predicted model, not a curated record.